This is a messenger RNA of Hibiscus syriacus, 522 nucleotides long. Its product is annotated as calcium-binding protein KRP1-like. The transcript has a single exon. The record is from RefSeq and is a predicted model, not a curated record. Lineage: Eukaryota; Viridiplantae; Streptophyta; Magnoliopsida; Malvales; Malvaceae. Gene Ontology annotation, molecular function: calcium ion binding. The coding region runs from base 131 to 469 and encodes 112 amino acids.
AUUAUUCUCUCCCCAUCACAUAUAAGUACCCCCCCCAACUCUUCUGUACCAAACUAGUUUCCAUCUCAAAAUCAUACAAACUAAAAACCCAUAGCUUCUCUUUUACGUUUAACCAUGAACAAAUAGGAAAAUGGGGUCCAAAAAUGAGGUAGUGUUCGAAGAUUUUUUCCCUGCCAUGGUUGAGAAACUGGGUGCUGACGGUUUUAUGAAGGAGCUGAGCAACGGGUUUCGGUUGCUGGUGGAUGGAGAAAAGGGAGUGAUCACUUUCGAGAGCUUCAAAAAGAAGUCGGCAUUGCUUGGGUUGAAAGAGAUGAGCGAUGAGGAGGCCAAGUGCAUGCUGAGGGAAGGUGAUUUGAAUGGGGAUGGGGCUUUGAAUGAGAUGGAGUUUUGUACCCUCAUGCUUGGGCUCAGUCCUGAGUUGAUGAACGAUUCCCAAAAAUUACUUGUAGAAGCGAUUGUCCAUUUCUAGACGGUUUGUCCACCUAUUAUUUAUUUAAUUGGGCUUUUGUAAUUUGUACCGCG